This is a messenger RNA of Apis mellifera (honey bee), 3687 nucleotides long. Its product is annotated as cytochrome b5. Gene Ontology annotation, molecular function: heme binding. The transcript is spliced from 9 exons. NCBI's taxonomy places the organism in Eukaryota, Metazoa, Arthropoda, Insecta, Hymenoptera, Apidae. Gene Ontology annotation, cellular component: membrane; intracellular membrane-bounded organelle. Bases 1734 to 2195 code for a protein of 153 amino acids. The record is from RefSeq and is a predicted model, not a curated record.
AGGAGAGAAAGAAAAGAGAGCGCGGCCACAAAGGCGGCGGUCUACCCUCAUUAUUAAAAUAACUCCUCCUAGAGGAUCGUUUUUCCUUCCAAACGAUCGUUCGUAGUGCCAACUUCUCUUCGCACCCUCCCCUCCCCUCCUUCUCAUCUUCCUCCGCCGAAAAAAAAGAAGAAGAAGAAGAAGAAAAUCUUCGAUCCUUCCGCGAUCUUUCAGUUGACGAUCUUUUUUUUUCAACGAUGGUUCGAUGUCUUCCUCUUGGCUUUUCGAGAAAGAAAAGAAAGAAGAGGAGCGUUAACGCGCGAGAAUUGGAUCGAGAGAGCACCCUUCGAGUUCCACGCAUGCCUGUUGCACCUGCGAAUCGCGUCGUGCGAUCCUCGCUCGUGUCGCAGACUCGUUACAACAGUCUGUAUCGAUCGUAGACGAGCAUAAAAAUUUAACGAAUCGAGAUCGAGGGGAUGGCAACGUUUUUCUUUAAUCAUCCGUGACCCGAAAUCCAAGGUAUUUGAGAAGUAUCGUUCGAAUUGCACGGAUGGAAAGGAACGGCCGAGCCACGGAUGGAAACGGGCACCGUGGAGAAUGGAAAACGGGCACAACAACUCGCGACCCAAAAAUACUUGAUAAAAAUCACCACGGUCGUUACGAGGAGCGCAGCUGCAAGCAUCACCAAAGAAAACACACGGAAAUAGAGCGGACACGAAGCUAGAGCCGUACACUUUGAGCGCGCGCGAGCGAGCCUGAGCCGCUCGUGUCACCGAUCGAGUGGAUCUAGAAGGAGGAAGCGAGAGAUCGAACGAAAUUUCCGAGAAAUUGGAGGAAUCCGAUAAAAGUCCUGGACUCGCAAGUAUACAUAAACAGGAAUAUGGAAUAAGGAGGGAUGAUGGAACACGUUUACAUGGAUGUCGGACGAUCCAUGUAGUACAUAUUUUGAAUGUAGGGUGGAAUAUGUGCGCACUGGAUGGAAAAUCGAGGUGUGGCAGCAUUUACCGGAAAAUCGAAGGCAACUACUUCUCUAAUACGCUUCGUAAAAUUCAAUAAAUUCUACUUUCGACAACAGAAACGGGUCACCCGUGCUAGUUUAUGCAACUAUACGUUCAAAUAAAAGAUAAUCGUUGUUAUCGACUUUGCCCAUCGAGCUAUGGUUACCGGAUGAGGAAAGAUCAGAUCAGUUCCGGUUUGACGCUAUUCUUCGGAAAGCAUAUUCAAUUUUCUCUUCUAAUUAAUAAAAUUGCGUAUAAAUUUCAUAUUUAAGAUUUAUGUCCAAUCAGAAAGCUGCUAAGGCCCAGUAAUUGGACGAAUCGUAUAUGGCGUCAGUUUACUAUCAAGAAUCACGAAGAGAGGAUGCGUUACAACGACUCAGAUCAUCGAUUGAUUAUUGGGAUAGAUUGGGAAUCUACGAAGCGAGAAAAAAUUCAAUAUGGACGCUAACGACCAUUCGACGUGAUCGAAAAAAAUUUUUGUGAUCACGUGCAAUGUGGUCGGUAGAGUCAGUGUUUUUUUCGUAAUAUGUCACAUUUUUAGAAUAUAAUAAGUUUUAAUUUAAAAUAAUCAUACGCGAAAUUAGAAUCAGUGUUUGUUCGCCAAUUAUACGAUAUAAAUGGAAACGUAAAUAGGUUUUUAUUUUUAUUUUUUUAUUUUAAAAGUUCGUUUUCGGUAUAGAAUCAGUGCUUCUUUCAAGAAAAUAAGACUAGAUUAUCCAUCAUGCAAAAAGAAGUAGGAAAAUCACGAGCAGAAGCAUGGAUCUGCUCAGCGUGUCCUUUCGAUCGAUGGCGGAUCUGGAGCCCGAACAGGAAGAAUUUCUCGAGUUGGAGGGACGGAGUAUCGUCGAGAAGGUGGAGCCGUCCGAGAAAUCGAGACUAAUAUCGGGGGACGAGGAAUCGGUCGAUAAUGGAGAGAAAAAUUCGUUGAAGGAUUUGAGGACGAUCAAUUUGAACGAAGUUGCCUGGCACGAUACCGUAGACAGUUGUUGGAUCGUGAUUCGAGAUUUUGUGUACGAUUGCACGGAUUUCUUGAAAAGUCAUCCCGGUGGAUCCGACGUGAUACUCGAAUACGCCGGCAGAGAUGCGACCUUGGCCUUCAUCGGCACCGGACACUCGUCCGCAGCGAUUCACAGUUUAAAGAGGUACCUGAUCGGUGAACUUCCGGUUGAGGAGAGGAUCUUUCGUGUACCGAAUGGCCUAAAAAUUUCUGCGUCUUAAUAUUUGGAUAAAAGAAAGAAACUUUUUUUUUACAAAUAUGAUUACAAUUAUAUUAUAUUGUGUAUUCGAUAUUCGAAGAUGAUUUUGAAAUUUCGUUGAUCGAGAAUAGAAUUGGCGUGAGUUUAUUAAUCAUCGAUACGAUUAGAAAUCGAUCAGGGAUUAGGGAUCGAAGUUCAAAUUCGAUUAAAGUUUUUAAAAGAUGGUACGUUUAGUUUUACGAAGGAUUUAAUCCGUAUCGUUGCCGUCCUUUUUCAAAUCAAUAUUAUAUUAAGUUUUUCAAGUUCCUUUUUCUUUUGGGCAUUUUUUUGUUUUUAAUCGAAUAAGAAACGAGGAAUGUUUAAUUUAAACGGAUUAUUGUCCGAUACAUUCAAACUGAAGAUGAAAGUAAGCGUGAUAAUUGUGACACAGACCUCUAUUCUCAUAAAAAUUCAUUACGAAAUCGAUAUCUUGAGAAGAAAGUGUAUCGAGCAAUAAUAUUUAAACAUUCGACGAUAUUUCGAUAUUUUUCAUACAAUUUCAGAAUUUUAGAAUCGUUCCUCCGGAGAUAUUUUAUUGUUUGAUAUUUCUUUUAUUUUUUUUUAUUUCGUAUCGUAUAAUUUAUACGCGAAUUGAUAUCGGAAGUUGAAACAAUUUUUAUCGUUACACUAUACUUUAUCGCAUUCUAGCUAUUCAUAUUUACUAUUUAUCGUGUAGAGAAUGCAAUUUAAUACGUCGAUUGCCGAUCACGGAUGACAUAGAAUACUUUUCCAACUUCGUUCGUAUCACAUUCGAUUGAAAAACGUGAUAUUUUUCUUCUUUUUUUUUUUGAUAAUGGAAUUUGUAAAUUAAAUUAUUUUUUAUUUUCCUCAUUUCAUUUUUUUGUCUCGCAUCAUAAUAUUUAUAUUUUGCAUUACGGAAAUGUUUAAUCGAACGCACAUAUCUCUCGAACAAAAAUAUUACAUGCGAAUCAACGUUGAAUAAUCAUUUGUCCAAAUCGCGAUAUAUUACGUGCAUUCGAACACGUGACAAAACAGAGAUCGACAAUUAAGACACUUUCUCUCUCACGAACGAUUUAUCGGGCCGAAAUGAUUCCAAGUGGGAUUGAAAUAGCGAUAACGAAUCGGCUAUUGAUUAUCGUUCAGUUGGGGAACCGCUAAUAGAGGGCCAAUAUCCCCGAUUAAUCGGCGCAACAAUCGGGAGAAAACGCGGGAUUCAUACUUAAUUAUGGCGAUCUUUAUUCCAAAUUUCAACGCGCGUAUGAGAAUUUUUAAUUAUUCCUCGUCGUGGAACUAUUGCAUCGUCUUAUAUUUCUCUCUUUAGAAUUUUAGAAUGUUAACUAUAAUACGAAUAAUAAUUGGAAAUAAAAUUAUGGUGAUAUGUCAACUUUUUAUUAAUGGUAAUUAUAAGCAUAGAUGUCUUAUUAGGUCUCUCGUUGAUUUCAAUCGAUUAUUGAAUGAGUGAAAGAUAGGAGUGUUUAGAAAAGAGGAUGCUAAUAAAUUAGUCUGUAUGAUAA